AUGUCUCGCAGGAUAGACAUUGGACAAAGUGAAUAUUUAAUUUACAAUAUUGUCAACGAAGAUACAAAGGCGUUCUUCAGGCCUUUGGAUUUGCUGCAGUCCAUUCAUUUCUUUUCAAAGUACACCAUUCGCGACAACUUUAUCACCCCCAAAAUAUGUACUAUGGUAAUUCUUAUCGUAUUUGAUACCAAUAUCAUUUAUAUCACUCAAAUAAUCUCACUUCUCAAAAUUGCAUUAGACCAAUGGAUUUUAGAUUUCAAAAAUUUAGAAUAA
Molecule: messenger RNA, 273 nt
Organism: Ostrinia nubilalis (European corn borer)
Lineage: Eukaryota; Metazoa; Arthropoda; Insecta; Lepidoptera; Crambidae
Exons: 3
Coding region: 1-273 (90 amino acids)
Source: RefSeq, a predicted model, not a curated record